GGCGCGCCUCGGAGCGGAACGGCGCGAGCGGGCUGCGGCGGGAGACGAGCCGGGCAGGUAUUUGCAGUCCUUAUAUUGAUAUCAGUUGGAAAGAAACUUACUCCCCUAUAUUUCUGGAGCUGCACAGAGCCAUGCCAUCUUACGUCACAAGGCACAAGCCCAGACAGAAGUACUCGUGGGUCGGCAGCCCGUUGCUGAAUCGAAAGCUGCAUUUGCAGACCUACAAAGAGUUAUGUGUGCGAGGCGAGGCUGAUUCCACUGAGAUGCUCAUCCAGGUUGGACAGUGUGUGUUGAUUGAAGGGGACAGCGAUGAAGAACCCUAUGUUGCCAAGCUGACGGAGUUGUUUGAAGAUGAUUAUAAGCCUCAUUCCAAGAAACGGGCUCGAGUGCAGUGGUUUGUCCGGUUCUCUGAAAUCCAUCCCUCCAAACAGCAUCUGCUGGGCCGGAAGCCUGAGGCACAGGAGAUUUUCUGGUACGACCACCCUUCCUGCGACAGCAUUGUCAGCGUUGAGACCAUCAUUGGCACCGUUCAGGUGGUGGCCCUGGCCCUGGAUGAGUCACCUCCCGCACAGCUGAAACACAAGGGGUUUUUUGUGAGGAUGUCCUGGGAUACAAAGAAGUUCUGGCCCCUGUCAGCGGAGCUCCUCGCAGAGCUGGGGAGGCGAGGGGACAGCCCCAAGUCCCAGAAUCCUGUGCAAGCCCAGACCAAGACGGCAGAGAGCCCUGCCUGGACCACAUCCGAGCAUGCCGUCGGACGGAUUGAGUCGAGUCAUUCCGCAUCCAAAUCUCGCCAAGCUGCCGCUCGUCCCGCCACCCCCGGGGCCAGGAAGCGCCUGGAGCUCGCUGGCCUUCUCAAGACGCCUAACACCAGGAAAGCCCGGCAGACGUCGUGUGCCGCCUCUGCGUCUCUGGGGAUAGCCAAGAGGAAAAUGGCAUCCUCCACAGCCUCCUCGCCUUCCAAGAGAUCUUCGCCGGAUGAGGCCAGGGAGGACAAGUCCUCAUCAGAAUGUCGCAUGGUCCUGAGAGCCCGCAUCCCUGUCACGAGCACCACAGAGAUGAGUCUGGGGAUAACCUUAACCCCUAGCAGAAGGGCCCAAAGACCCUCCGUGACGCCUUCUAUAAACCUGACACCGGAAAAUAUCAAAAAGAGGGAGACCAAGGAACCGGAAGCUCAUACAGAAGAGGUCUCUACUCCCCAUCGGUCCCAGAGGAAGAGCUCUCUCUUGACCUUGAACCGGAUCAAGCAGCAGCUCCGGUACCUGGACUGCAAGGAAAAUGAUGAGAAAGAGGAGGAAUUUGUGCCAGGAGCAGGGGAUUCGGGCUCCAGCAGUGAAGAGGAGGAGGAGGGAGAUGUUUCCACAUCUUCACUUCCCAGGAAAUCGCGCCGGCGCCAGGACAAGAACCUGCAAACAGCCACGCAACCUUCAUUGCAAACCCCCUCCAAGACCCCAAAGAAAACUCCUAAGCCUAGAGCUCCACGCCACGCCACACCUCAGAUCCGCAGCCGAAGCCUUGCCGCCCAGGAGCCCGCUACUGUGCUGGAGGAGGCCCGACUGAGGCUGCAUGUUUCUGUUGUACCCGAGUCUCUUCCCUGUCGGGAGCAAGAAUUCCAAGACAUUUACAGUUUUGUGGAGAGCAAGCUUCUGGACGGGACUGGAGGAUGCAUGUACAUCUCUGGCGUCCCUGGCACAGGGAAGACUGCCACCGUGCAUGAAGUGAUACGCUGUCUGCAGCAGGCAGCCCAGACAAAGGACGUUCCUCCUUUCCAGUACGUAGAGGUGAACGGCAUGAAGCUAACGGAACCCCACCAGGUCUACGUGCAGAUCUUGCAGAAGCUGACAGGCCAAAAGGCAACGGCCAGCCAUGCCUCGGAGCUGCUGGCAAAGCAGUUCUGCAGCGGCCAAGCGCCUUGGGAAGCCACCGUUCUGCUCGUGGACGAGCUCGACCUUCUGUGGACUCACAAGCAAGAUGUGCUGUACAGCCUUUUUGACUGGCCCACCCACAAGGAGGCCCGGCUGGUGGUCCUGACCAUCGCCAACACCAUGGACCUACCCGAGCGGAUCAUGAUGAACCGGGUGUCCAGCCGGCUGGGCCUUACCAGGAUGUGCUUCCAGCCCUAUACUCACAGCCAGCUGAAGCAGAUCCUUGUGUCCCGACUCAGGCACUUGAAGGCCUUUGAGGACGAUGCCAUCCAGCUGGUCUCCAGGAAGGUAGCAGCCCUGUCCGGAGAUGCACGGCGCUGCCUGGACAUCUGCAGACGGGCCACGGAGAUCUGCGAGCUUUCCCGGCAGAAGGACGGCACCCAGGGCCCGGUCACCGUGGCCCACCUGAUGGCGGCCGUGGACGAGAUGUCCUCCUCCUCCUACAUCACUGCCAUCAGAAAUUCCUCCGUCCUGGAACAGGGCUUCCUGAGAGCCAUUCUUGCAGAGUUCCGACAAUCAGGACUAGAGGAAGCAACAUUUCAACAGAUAUACAACCAGCACGUGGCCCUGUGCAGGAUGGAGGGCCUGCCGUACCCCACCAUGUCCGAGACCAUGGCCGUGUGCUCUCGCCUGGGCUCCUGCCGCCUCCUCCUGGUGGAGCCCAGCAGGAACGACGUCCUGCUUCGCGUGCGGCUCAACGUGAGCCAGGAUGACGUGCUGUACGCCCUGAAAGAAGAGUGAGCGCUGGCCACCAGACUCCCUUUGUCCGAAGGCCAGGGAAUUCUUUCACCUCGUCUGCUUCUUGCAGCAUUUGGAAAAUUUUAUGGUCAACACAAAUAAUUCAGAUCGUAAAGCCAGGCUGAGCGACCAUAGGCCCUCCUCUCUGGCUUGUAGUAUUGUUCCUAGCCCUGCCAUUCAUUUUAAUGGCAGCAUUCUGUGUAUGUCAGUAUGUACACACGGUGGACUUGUAUCUAUGUAAAACAAUUCUCAGAGAAUUGAUAAGGAACUGGUAACCUCUGGGAAGCACCUGGAUGGGCAAAGUCCGCGGUGCGAUGAAGAUUUUUCAUUGUCAUUAUGCGUUUUAAAUUUUAAACAUGACAUUAAAUUAUUUUAUUAAAGGAA
This is a messenger RNA of Jaculus jaculus (lesser Egyptian jerboa), 3044 nucleotides long. RefSeq names its product origin recognition complex subunit 1 (gene Orc1). The record is from RefSeq and is a predicted model, not a curated record. Gene Ontology annotation, biological process: mitotic DNA replication checkpoint signaling; DNA replication initiation. Gene Ontology annotation, cellular component: nuclear origin of replication recognition complex. Bases 132 to 2663 code for a protein of 843 amino acids. NCBI's taxonomy places the organism in Eukaryota, Metazoa, Chordata, Mammalia, Rodentia, Dipodidae. The transcript is spliced from 18 exons. Gene Ontology annotation, molecular function: ATP binding; DNA replication origin binding; ATP hydrolysis activity.